GUUAGGACCCGGAGACGGAGCGGCCGCACCUUGCCGCGGUUCUGGGCGUGUUUGCUGCUGAUGCGUUGAAAAGGAACGCCGAGAAAUUCUCCCUUGGAAGACUCAACUUGCCUUUGGACCUCGCUCGCGGCUCGACAGCAAGAUGAGUUUCGUAAAAUCCUUCAUCGGUGGCAUCCUGAAUGUCGUCAGCAACAUCGAUCCGGCCAUCUUCAUGCCCUCCGAUCCACCGCCGCCCCGACGACCCCUGGCCUUCGAGGAAGCUCACGAGAACGACGAGGAGAAAGCCUUCCGCAGAGCCUUCAAGAAGCUGGCCGGAGACGACAUGGAGGUGAACCCCAAAGAGUUGAUGAACAUCCUCAACCAAGUUCUCACCAAGCAUGGAAAUCUGAAGACUGACGGCUUCAGCAUCGAAUCGUGCAGAAGCAUGGUGGCCGUCAUGGACAGCGACAGCACGGGCAAGCUGGGCUUCCACGAGUUCAAGUACAUGUGGAACAACAUCAAGAGAUGGCAGGGCAUCUACGUGUCCCACGACAAGGACGGGUCGGGCGUCAUCUGCGGCAACGAACUCUCGCGCGCCUUCAAGGCCGCAGGCUUCCCCCUCAACGAGCAGCUGCACAAGAUGAUCAUCCGCCGCUACAGCGACGAGCACGGCGACAUGGACUUUGACAACUUCAUCGGGUGCCUGGUGCGACUGGACGCCAUGUGCAGAGCCUUCAAGACUCUGGAUAAAGGAAACAGCGGCUCCAUCAGCCUGGACGUCAAAGAGUGGCUUCAGCUGACCAUGUACUCGUGAAGCGGCGGCAAGAACGAGAGACUCCGGGCUGCCGCCGCCAGACGGGGGCGCCAGAAACACGCUUCUGCUUUGCAACAAUAAAAAAAAACGUGACCUUCAAA
Molecule: messenger RNA, 894 nt
Organism: Syngnathoides biaculeatus (alligator pipefish)
Lineage: Eukaryota; Metazoa; Chordata; Actinopteri; Syngnathiformes; Syngnathidae
Gene: capns1b
Product: calpain, small subunit 1 b
Exons: 11
Coding region: 143-793 (216 amino acids)
Molecular function (GO): calcium ion binding
Source: RefSeq, a predicted model, not a curated record